AUGUUUACUCGACUGGCCUACCCUCUGGCCUUUUCAUGGAUUCUGCCCCGUGUCCAUGCCCAGUUCAAUCUAUUCGUUGAUGGAACGCAGGCCGUCUCAGAUAUCUCACAAGGUUGCACCACAGCUCUAAACGCGACCAUUAAUUGCGAUCCAUAUCUACAACAGCUGGUGUCAGACGAUUAUUAUGGCAGUCUCAACAACGCGACCCUUCAAAAUUCCGUUUGUGCAGCGUCAUGUGGUAUCUCUUUGAAGUCCUAUCAUAACACGGUUGCUUCUGCUUGUGCCAAUGAUCCCCAGCCUUGGGAUGGUGUACCAGCCGUUUGGGCGGGAGACGUUAUAUGGGCGGCCUACAAUCAGACAUGUUUGAAAGAUCCCACCACCGGAGCGUAUUGUGUCGACCAAAUAGCUUCUAGUGGUGAUACUGAUCAAGAUAUUCUUGCGCUACCCCAGACCCAGUUAUGUUCCCCUUGCACCCUAGCUCUCAUAAAAGUCAUGCAAAGCACUCCAUUCUCCAACUACGAUAGCUCAUACGCCCAGAAGUAUGCCCAAAUUCAAUCUAUCUGCAACACUGGACCUCUUCCAACUGGAGCCCAACCUCCUGCCACCAAUAUCACUGCCCUUCCAGGAGUUGCAUCCGGCAAUCCAGCUAGUUCUACCUGUCUUUCUGGCAAUCAUUAUACUGUUCAGGCUGGAGAUGAUCCCCAGGCAAUUGCAGUCGCACAUGGCGUUCCUACUGGACCUCUGAAAACCCUCAAUGGAAUCUUCCCUGACGGCACUAACCUAUUCGCCGGCCAAGAUUUAUGUCUACCUAGGACGUGUCCUAUCUAUCUAGUACAGGCGAAUGACAACUGUGCCGCUGUCGCUUCGGCACAUGGCCUCACCUUCGCACAGCUGGUUAGCUACAACCCAUCGAUAAACCAGGACUGCUCUAACCUUGUUUCAAAUACCAAUAUAUGUGUCGGGCCUUCUGGAGCCGAAUAUACCCCUACAACGAUACCUGGGGCUACUUCAACCACUUCAGGCUUUGCAAUCUCCACCGUAGCCCCUCCUGGUGCCACGCCCUUCGGAACCACCCCGGAGUGCGGUAAAUUCUAUCAGGUCAACAGUGGAGAUAACUGCCAACAAAUCUCCCUUAACAACAGUAUCAAUGUCGAUCUUUUCGAACAGAUUAACCCAUCGAUUAAUUCGGGGUGCACCAAUUUGACUCCUGGUUUGUAUUAUUGUGUCUGGCCGCUCUCGGACUGGAAUGCCACAAUCACCACAACCUCCACCAUUGCAACCCCUCCAGGGCCAACACCUUCUGGCAGCACGCCCAACUGUUACCAAUGGCAUACUAUUGUUUCAGGAGACACUUGUUCAGUAUUAGAAGCAUCCUUCGGCAUUACCAUGGCUCAACUACAAACCUGGAACCCCCAGCUUAACAAUGACUGCACUAACCUUUUACUAGGCGAAGCCUAUUGCGUUAAUGGCGCAGCUCCGGGAUCGUCAAUCACUUCCACCCCGGCGUCUAGCACACCAACAGUCACACCGACCUCAACCCCAACGUCAACCGCUACCGGUUCAGCCACCCCGCCAGGCCCCACGCAGGCCGGAAUUGCAAGCAACUGCGAUAAAUACGUUCUUCAACAAGAUGGCAUCUUCUGCUUUGACAUGGCCAACAAUGCAGGUAUAACGCUGGACCAACUGUACGCAUGGAACCCUGCGUUGAAUGGGGAUUGUUCGGGCCUGUGGGAAGGCUAUGCGUAUUGCAUCGGAGUGUCUUCGACGUCAGCAGCUCACAGACGCCGUCACCAGCAGCGAGCAGUAGAACAUGCUGCUGUACAUUACUAA
Molecule: messenger RNA, 1830 nt
Organism: Psilocybe cubensis
Lineage: Eukaryota; Fungi; Basidiomycota; Agaricomycetes; Agaricales; Agrocybaceae
Product: LysM domain-containing protein
Exons: 6
Coding region: 1-1830 (609 amino acids)
Source: RefSeq, a predicted model, not a curated record